AUGCACCUGCCUCGAGAUCACAAGAGUUUCCGCGCUCCCCAAUUUGGCACAAACCGCGAAAUCAUCUUCAGAGAGGCGUCAAAGAACGUAAACAGAAUCGGUGUCCCACCCGAGGGUGGGUCGAGCGGGUCGAGCGAGAACGGAAACAACGCAGAGCCUCAGAACACAUCGGCAGGCAACUCUCCCGCUCGUGAAGUGCAGCCUCCCCAGGCGAAUCGGCAGUCGUCACCAGUGCUACUAGAACAACAACCUCCACAAGUACCUAACGGCGCACCGCAGCGACAGUCACAUUCGCCGUCUGCACCGCAGUCAAGACACUCGCCGAUAUCUCAAGCCGCUCAGCCGGUUCCCGUUUCAGCACCAGAAGAGAAGCACCUCCAGCUGGCACUCUCGCACACCACUCCUCCAUUCUUCGACCAGUCACCACCAAAUACGAUGCCGCAGCCGUCUAUACUUCUUUCGCCAUUACCGACACCUGGUAACAUGGUCAACGGCUUUAUGACGUCAACACCUAUGUCCGGUUACGACGACUUUGUUCGAUCUGGUAAUCAAUCUGACCCUGAGACAAGUCCAUACAUGGUGGACCCUUGGAGUGGUAUGGCUCUGGGUGCAGAAUUCGACCCCAUGCGGAUAGAUCCCUCGCUGCUGAUGUCUAUGAGCAUGGACAUCAAUAUGGGCCCUCCUCCAGAUGGCAUCCUAGGGAUGAUUCCGGAGAUGUCACCAACACAGACAUUUGGACCGAUUCAGACCCCCCUCCAGACACCACGCAUGGAUGAGACCUUCUCAGAUCUGCAGAUUGGCAGUUCAGCAUCCAUGUUCUAUCCUUCCAACCGACACACUUCAAUCGCAGAUGCAGGAAUUCCGGAUCUUGGUGCUAUCAUUGCGGCACAGGACGGUUGGACCGUGUUCCGCUGCACGCCUCCUAUCCCAUCCAGCUCUUGUCCACGUACUGCGCGGCUAAACCUCGAGCGAUUGGAGCUGAGCCUGAAGAAUCACGAAGGCUGGGGUAGCUGGUCGCCGGCCUGGGAUGAGUCAGAUUUCCAACAAGAAGGCCGGAUAGUUGUCGCAAAGCUCCAUGAAAAUACCAGGGACAAGCUUCUCGCAAUCACUCAGACCUUCCUGCACAAGGCUCUCGAUAUCCACAAGGAUGCAAUGAGCACAUCUUCCAGUAGUGGAGAAUCGCCCGGGUCUAGUGCGUCUCUCUCCAACUUCAUCAUCCUCCCACCAGCUCGGGUGCUUGAGUAUUUCCUCAAAUCUUAUGCCAACUCUUUUGAGCGCUACUUUCCUACUUCGUCUCGCGGGCUCCUCGAUACCAACGAACUGAUGCAGAAUUACAACGAUAGGGCUUCGAGCCUGUUGAUUCUCAUGAUGAUCGCUCAGGGCGCGAUGGCCAUUCCCUCGAUGGAGGCGAGGUGGUUGACAGGUGGCAUCACCGAAGCCUGCCGCAUCUCGCUGUUCGAUCUCAUCGAGAAGAACAUCAUCAUGGCCGGCGAUCCCAUCGUUCUUCGUGCGGCGCUCCUUUUCACCGUUCAGGCUGCGUGGAGUGGCGACAAGUGGCAGAUGGAUAUCGCUAUGGGCCAGCGAGGAAUGUAUUUUUCGAUGCUGCGACACUCGGGUAUCUUGGACGCUCGUCCCGUUCCCAUUCCUCAGAUGAAUGGUGGCGUAUUGGCAGAAGUGCUGUGGCGGGAAUGGUUGCAGCAAGAGGCUAGAAGUCGCCUCAUCUACUCCUGGGUCAUGAUUGACCAAGAUCUAUCGAUCUUCCACGACUCAGCUCCUCUCUUCUCUGUGACUGAGUGCAGUGCGCCAAUGCCCGACUCGGACAGCCUUUGGCACGCUGCAAAUGCCACUGAGUGGUCUCAGAUCUUCAGUCAAGUCCACGAAUUCUCCAACGGUUACUCUUCAAUCGGUUCUGGGGCCAGACCAGCAAGCCUGAAGGAGCUCUUCCGCCUCUUCUUGGAUGAUGAAAUUAUAGCCCAGGAUGUGCAAGAGAUCCACCUCACCCCCAUGCACCUACGUCUUCUGCUCCACCCACUGCACACUCUGGUGAAUCAAUACUGCCAACUCCUGAGCUGCUUCUCUGAUACUGUGGCCUCGAGGUCUCGGAACAGGGCGCUCACUGCGGCGUCGACUCGGGUUCGUCUCGAGGAGGUGCAGGCCCUUCUGGGACGCUGGUUCGAUCUCGCGCAAAGAUACCUCAAAGCCAACGCAAUGUGUCCUUUGAUGCAAGGGGGCUUGGUCAUGUUUCAUCUCAUCAGCAUGAAUGCCGUGACUAGUUUCCCUGAGAUCGAGAAGCUGGCACGAAGAGAAGGCGUCGAUGGUACGUACCAGCAGAUGCUAUGGCUUCAGAAGAAGUGCAUCUCAGAUGUACAAGAAGCUAUCACCCAUGCUGGACAAGUGCUUCGUCUUGUCAGGGAUAUGCCGCGAGGCAUCCGUCCACCUUGGUGGCCUGGCGCCGUCUACCGAGCCUCUCUCGUUCUGUGGACGGAUUCGUUGUCUCACAAUGAGUCUGCGGAUCCUCGACAGCAAGGUGCGGCCUUCCCAGUUGAUCGUCUACCGGCGGAUCACCAGACAGUGCUUAGGUACCUGUCCCGUCGAGAUGGUAUCCCGACCCUGACGAAGCUGGACGGCACGCCGGUGCCGCUCGAUAACGGCUUCUCAGUCCUGUCGCAUUGUAUCGACGUUAUCGAUGAAGGUGUGGCGACCAGGUUCUCAGAUGGCAUCCGCAGUAAGCUUGAGAAGCUAGCAAGAGGGUAG
Molecule: messenger RNA, 2754 nt
Organism: Didymella exigua CBS 183.55
Lineage: Eukaryota; Fungi; Ascomycota; Dothideomycetes; Pleosporales; Didymellaceae
Product: transcription factor Bmr1
Exons: 3
Coding region: 1-2754 (917 amino acids)
Biological process (GO): DNA-templated transcription
Molecular function (GO): zinc ion binding; DNA binding
Source: RefSeq, a predicted model, not a curated record